This is a messenger RNA of Thlaspi arvense, 1633 nucleotides long. Lineage: Eukaryota; Viridiplantae; Streptophyta; Magnoliopsida; Brassicales; Brassicaceae. The record is from the annotation of a GenBank genome assembly.
CCAGUAACACAAGUAAAAAAAGAUUUUCAAAAAUCACGAAGUAGUUUUUCACAAAUCUAUACACUCAGUUUCACUAUUUAUCAAGUAUCGACAAGAGCAAUGGCGUCGGAGAAGCAACAAAUAGCAGAGAGAGCCGAGGCCGCGGCAAGGCUAGCGGCUGAAGACUUGCAUGACAUUAACAAAGACGGUGGUGGUGACGUCACGAUGUAUAAGGUGACAGAGAGAACAAUUGAACAUCCGCCGGAGCAGGAGAGGCCCGGUGUGAUAGGAUCGGUGUUCAGGGCUGUGCAAGGAACAUACGAACAUGCCAGAGAUGCUGUUGUCGGAAAAAGUCACGAUGCUGCUGAAUCGACGAGACAAGGAGCUGAGAUAGCCUCAGGGAAAGCAGCUGAAACAAAAGACGCAACGGUUGAGAAGGCAAAGGACACCGCAGAUUACACGGCGGAGAAGAUGGGCGAGUAUAAAGACUAUACGGUUGAUAAAGCUAAAGAGGCGAAGGACAAGACUUCGGAGAAGGCGAAGGAGAUGUCAGAUUAUACCGCGGAUAAGGCGGUAGAAGCCAAGGAUAAGACAGCGGAGAAGGCAAAGGAGACGGCUAAUUAUACGGCAGAUAAGGUCAAGGAGGCUAAGGAUAAAACGGCACAGAAGGUGGGUGAGUACAAGGACUACACCGCGGACAAGGCCGUAGAAGCUAAGGAUUACACGGCGGAUAAAGCUAUUGAAGCGAAGGAUAAGACGGUGGGGAAGACCGGGGAGUAUAAGGACUACACGGUGGAGAAAGCGACUGAAGGUAAAGAUGUUGGAGUUAGUAAGCUUGGAGAGUUGAAGGAUAGUGCUAUUGAUACGGCGAAGAGAGCUAUGGGUUUCUUGUCGGGGAAGACAGAGGAAACCAAACAAAAAGCUGUGGAGACCAAAGAUAGUGCCAAGGAAAAAAUGGAAGAAGCUGGAGAAGAAACGAGACGCAAAAUGGAGGAGAUGAGAUUGGAGGGUAAAGAACUCAAAGACGAAGCUGGAGAAAAAGCACGCGAGGCAUCUCAAAAGACUAAGGAGAGUACUGAUUCAGCAGCUGAAAAAGCCCAGGAAACAAAAGAUUCUGCUGCGGUUAGGGGAAACGAAGCGAAGGGGACCAUACUUGGUGCAUUAGGGAAUGUGACGGAGGCUAUAAAGAGCAAACUUACAAUGCCAUCGGACAUUGUGGAGGAAACACGGGCGGCGCGUGAACAUGGAGGCACGGGAAGGACGGUGGUCGAAGUCAAAGUCGAAGACUCAAAGCCGGGUAAAGUGGCGACAUCUUUGAAGGCGUCGGAUCAGAAAUGACCGGUCAAACAUUCAACGAUGUUGGACGGAUGGAUGUUGAUUGAUGAGGCAUGGGAUAAGGGUAGCUAUGAGAGACCGGCGCGUAUUGGGCCUGGGCUAGGCUUUAGAAAACGAAAGCGUGUUUUGUUGGUCCGUUUUGGAUUUGAUCAGUUGUAACAAAUGUUUUCUGAUAAUUUCUUUGCGUUGUAUUCUUAUGCAUACUUUUACUUUUAAAAGACUAGUUUUAACUUUCUCACUCGGUUUAUAGGAGCGAAUGUUCGUAGUGACUUUUAAAGACUAUGCUUUGCUAUGUUAAUCAACUGUCAACGGACUCGAG